AACAAUUGCGAAAUGAAGGUCCUAACUCUUCUCCUCUUCACUGCCUUGGUGGCAGUGGCAUCUGGCCGCCCCAACGGCGGUUGGUUCGGAAAUUUUGGCGGCAACUGGGCCAGGAGGUUCGGUUGGGGCUCCGGCGACGAUGAAACCGUGCAGGAACAGAAGUGGAAUAGCCAGAAUCCGUGGAAUCCAAAUGGCCAUGGUCAGGGUCAGUGGAAUGGCGGACAUGGUCACGGACAAUCUCACGGAAAUAACCAAGGCCUCGGCCAAGGAAACGGACACGGAAACAACCAUCAUGGUCAUCAUGGCAACAAUCAUGGUCACGGCAAUGGUCAUGGUCACGGUGGACACCGCCCUCCACCACCACCACCACCAACGGAUCUGCCUGAGCUGACCACCGAGGAUGAUGUUGUAUCCACCACUAAUCCCGCGGAGGAGACCACUCUGGCCCCCGAGGUUCCAGAAGAAUCUACUACCCAGGCACCGGAGGAAAUCACCACUGAAGAUGGUAGCGGUUCCUCGGAAGACACCACCACCUUGGCCCCUGAAGUUCCGGAGGAAUCCACCACUCAGGCACCGGAGGAAAGCACCACCGACUCUGAGGACGGUAGCGGUUCUGAGGAUACCACUCAGGCUGCGGAAGAAACCACCACCGAGGAGCCUGAAGAAUCCACCACCGAGGCUCCCGAAGAAUCGACAACGGAAGCUCCCGAAGAAUCCACAAGUGAGGCACCCGAAGAAUCCACCACAGAGGCACCCGAAGAAUCCACAAGUGAGGCGCCCGAAGAAUCCACCACAGAGGCUCCAGAAGAAUCAACCACAGAGGCUCCAGAAGAAUCCACCAGCGAGGCUCCCGAAGAAUCGACAACCGAGGCGCCUGUAGAAUCCACAAGUGAGGCACCCGAAGAAUCGACGACCGAGGCUCCUGAAGAAUCCACAAGUGAGGCGCCCGAAGAAUCCACUACCGAUUCUUUAGCGGUCUAGGAAGUUAGUAUCAUAGUUUCCAAGGUCCCUAGUGCAUUUUCUGAAUAAUCCUUAAAAACUUGGCGUUUCCAAGUAACAAGGUUAUUAAACAAAAUAUGGUGCAAAUAUUAAACUGUUAUAGCUAAAUUAUUAACGUGUUCACCCAGAAGAAGGUGAAACCAUUUCUAGGGUUAGGAUUGAAACCUCAUGAAACCACAUCGUGUUAUGUAGUCACGCAUUCGCCAUUUAGUUUUAUAGUUUCAACAAUCUGAACAAUUAAACCACCCGAAAAACGAAAAAAUCCAAA
Molecule: messenger RNA, 1267 nt
Organism: Drosophila sechellia
Lineage: Eukaryota; Metazoa; Arthropoda; Insecta; Diptera; Drosophilidae
Gene: Fst
Product: Frost
Exons: 1
Coding region: 13-981 (322 amino acids)
Source: RefSeq, a predicted model, not a curated record